UCUCCGCUCCAAAACCCUAGCCACUACAACCCGGCGGCGUUGCGGCGGCGAUGGAAGACGUUUGCGAAGGCAAGGACUUCUCGUUCCCUUCUCAAGAAGAGAAGAUACUCUCAUGGUGGGAUGAAGUCGAUGCCUUCAAAACCCAGCUCGAGCUCACCAAGGAUUUGCCGGAGUACAUUUUCUACGACGGACCCCCGUUCGCCACUGGCCUCCCUCACUACGGGCACAUUCUGGCCGGAACUAUCAAGGAUAUCGUGACCCGGUAUCAAUCCAUGACGGGUCAUCACGUGACCCGGAGAUUCGGAUGGGAUUGCCACGGGUUGCCGGUGGAGCAUGAAAUCGAUCUGAAAUUGGGUAUUAAGAGCAGAGAGGACGUGAUUAAGAUGGGGAUUGCGAAUUAUAACGAGGAAUGCAGAGGGAUUGUGCAGAGGUAUGUCGACGAGUGGGAGAAGACGGUUGUUAGAAUGGGACGGUGGAUUGAUUUCAGGAACGAUUAUAAGACCAUGGAUUUGAAUUUCAUGGAGACCGUAUGGUGGGUGUUUGCGCAGUUGUAUAAAAAGGGCCUUGUCUACAGAGGUUUCAAGGUUAUGCCUUAUAGUACAGGCUGCAAAACACCAUUAUCUAAUUUCGAAGCCAAUUCCAACUAUAAGGACGUUCCUGACCCUGAGGUGAUUGUAGCUUUUCCUGUGGUUGACGACCCUGAUGGUGCAUGUUUUGUUGCAUGGACCACAACGCCUUGGACAUUACCCAGCAAUCUUGCGCUUUGCGUCAAUGCGAACAUUGUAUAUUUGAAGGUCCGUAACAAGUUUAAUGGGAAAGUUUAUGUGGUCGGUGAAACACGUUUGGCGGAGCUUCCCGUUGAGAAGGCUAAGAAAGAAGCCGAUGGAGCUGUUGGUAAUUCAAAAUCGAAGUCUUCUGGUGCUAAAGCUAAGAACGUUGAAACAUACGAGAUUUUGUCCAAGUGCACUGGAGCUUCACUUGUUGGAAUGAAGUAUGUCCCUUUGUUUGAUUACUUCAAAGAAUUCUCUGAUGUGGCAUUUAGAGUUGUUGCAGAUAACUAUGUGACUGAUGGUAGUGGUACCGGAAUUGUUCACUGUGCUCCUGCAUUUGGUGAAGAUGAUUACCGUGUCUGUAUGGAGAAUGGCAUCAUUAAGAAGGGGGAACCAUUGGUAGUAGCAGUGGAUGACGAUGGCUGUUUUACCGAGAGAAUCAUUGAAUUCAGCAAGCGCUAUGUCAAGGAUGCUGAUAAAGAUAUUAUCCAAGCAGUGAAAGAGAAAGGCAGGCUCGUCAAAUCUGGAAGUUUUACUCACAGCUAUCCUUUUUGUUGGAGAUCUGAUACUCCCCUCAUCUACAGGGCUGUACCCAGCUGGUUUGUGGCUGUAGAAAAGAUUAAAGAUAAAUUGCUGGAGAACAAUAAACAGACAUACUGGGUACCUGACUUUGUGAAGGAAAAACGGUUUCAUAAUUGGCUUGAGAAUGCGAGAGAUUGGGCUGUGAGUCGAAGUAGGUUUUGGGGUACUCCACUUCCGUUGUGGAUUAGUGAGGAUGGCGAGGAGAUUGUGGUCAUGGAUUCCAUUGAAAAACUGGAGAAACUUUCUGGUGCCACGGUGACUGACUUGCAUCGGCACAAAAUCGAUCACAUUACAAUCCCUUCAAGUCGUGGCCCUGAAUUUGGUGUUCUUCGACGAGUGGAAGAUGUGUUCGAUUGCUGGUUUGAGAGUGGAUCUAUGCCUUAUGCUUAUAUCCAUUAUCCAUUUGAAAAUGUCGAAUUAUUUGAGAACAAUUUUCCGGGACAUUUCGUGGCUGAGGGGCUGGAUCAAACUCGUGGAUGGUUUUAUACGCUCAUGGUUCUGUCAACUGCACUCUUUGACAAACCAGCUUUCAGAAAUCUUAUUUGCAAUGGGCUGGUAUUGGCUGAGGAUGGAAAGAAGAUGAGUAAGAGAUUGAAGAAUUAUCCACCACCCUCUGAAGUCAUAAAUGAUUACGGAGCUGAUGCACUACGGCUGUAUAUUAUCAACUCUCCAGUUGUUCGGGCUGAACCAUUACGUUUCAAAAAGGAGGGGGUGUACAGUGUCGUGAAAGAUGUUUUCUUGCCGUGGUAUAAUGCUUACAGGUUCCUUGUGCAAAAUGCGAAAAGGCUUGAAAUUGAGGGACUUCCACCAUUCACACCAAUUGAUCAAUCCAUUCUUCAGAAGUCCUCAAAUGUCCUCGACCAGUGGAUUAACUCCGCUACUCAAAGUCUUGUCCAUUUUGUCCGGCAAGAAAUGGAUGCUUAUAGACUGUAUACGGUGGUUCCUUAUCUCUUGAAGUUCUUAGACAACUUAACCAACAUCUACGUUCGGUUCAACAGAAAGAGAUUGAAAGGCCGAACUGGAGAAGAUGAUUGCAAAAUUGCUCUGUCCACUCUCUAUUACGUGCUUCUAACAGCAUGUAAAUCCAUGGCUCCAUUCACUCCGUUCUUCACCGAAGUCCUCUACCAGAACUUGAGGAAAGCUAGCAAAGCAUCAGAAGAAAGCAUUCACUAUUGCAGUUUUCCUACAGUGGAGGGAGAGGUGGGCCAACGAAUUGAAGAAAGUGUCAACAGAAUGAUGACAAUCAUCGAUCUUGCACGCAACAUUCGCGAGCGUCACAACAAACCUCUCAAAGCCCCGCUCAAAGAGAUGGUGAUUGUACACCCGGAUGCAGAUUUCUUGGAGGAUAUUGCUGGUAAGCUAAAGGAGUAUGUGCUGGAGGAGCUCAACAUCAAGUCUUUAGUCACGUGCAACGAUACUUUGAAGUACGCCACUCUCCGUGCCGAGCCCGAUUUCAGUGCUCUGGGUAAAAAGCUCGGAAAAUCAAUGGGAGCUGUUGCAAAGGAAGUGAAGGCUAUGUCAACCGAAGAAAUCUUGGCAUUUGAGAAAGUGGGUGAAAUUACCAUCGCAAUGCAUGCUUUGAAGGUUUCUGAUGUCAAGAUAACUCGAGAGUUCAAGCCGCCUGGUAAUGUUAAGGUAGAAGAUAUGGAUGCUAAAGGAGAUGGUGAUGUGUUAGUGGUGCUGGACUUGCGUGUGGAUGAGUCAUUGUACGAGGCUGGAGUGGCCCGUGAAAUUGUGAAUCGUAUUCAGAAGAUGCGAAAGAAAGCUGCACUCGAGCCCACUGAUUUGGUGGAGGUCUUUUUCAAAUCAUUGGAUGGGGAGGAAACAAAAACUCGAGAAAUGUUGGAAGCACAGGAAGUGUACAUCAGAGAAGCACUUGGAUCAUUAUUGCUUCCUUCUUAUUUUCUUCCACCCCAUGCAGUCGUUCUCGCCGAAGAGAGUUUCCAUGGGAUCGCAAAUCUUUCAUUCACUAUCACUCUGGCUAGACCUGCGCUAGUAUUCAAUUCAGAUGCCCUUGUUAAGUUAUAUGGAGGUAAUGCGAAAUCCGCACGUGGAUUACAGUCCUAUUUGUUGAUGAGGGACCACCAUAAUCUGAAGGCGGAAUUUCAACUUGGAGAGGGGACGAUUAAUGUCAGUUGCAUUGAAGAUGUAGCUCCAGUGAAUGUGGUGUCAGGUGAGCACGUGUUCUUGACCGCUGGUGAUUAUUUUACGAGCACAAGGGUUGCUCAGUGAUUUUUCUUUUGUUGAUUGGAUAGUAUACUUCGUUUAUUGUUUUGUCGGCUCAUAUUGAAAAUCUUAUAUUUUAUUGUUCUAUUCGGGUAUUUCUGUCUUGGUGAAAAGAUUUGUUGUUCGUCUUCACCAAGUUUUAUCAGAUACUAAAGGAAAGAUUACUGUUUAAAGACUAUCAGAAAAUGUCUGAUUCGAUAUGUUGUUCUUGUUCAUAUUGUCUUCAGCUAUCAGUUUUGUU
Molecule: messenger RNA, 3819 nt
Organism: Erythranthe guttata (spotted monkey flower)
Lineage: Eukaryota; Viridiplantae; Streptophyta; Magnoliopsida; Lamiales; Phrymaceae
Product: tRNA synthetase class I (I, L, M and V) family protein
Biological process (GO): isoleucyl-tRNA aminoacylation
Molecular function (GO): tRNA binding; aminoacyl-tRNA deacylase activity; ATP binding
Source: RefSeq, a predicted model, not a curated record